Messenger RNA from Arachis duranensis, 790 nucleotides. RefSeq lists its product as uncharacterized. NCBI's taxonomy places the organism in Eukaryota, Viridiplantae, Streptophyta, Magnoliopsida, Fabales, Fabaceae. The transcript is spliced from 3 exons. The record is from RefSeq and is a predicted model, not a curated record. Bases 249 to 566 code for a protein of 105 amino acids.
UUCAUUUAUCACACGGUGAAACAAACUAGUUAGUUAGUUAUAUUCUUCGCGCUUAGUCGGUUACAACUGACAACACGUCACUUCACCCGACCUGAAAUAAAUACUUCACUAUUUCAUAACUGAACCGAAUCCAGACACUCGUUCAUUCUUCAUCAUAGCGAUCGAACAAGUUCGUUCUUUCUUUGCGAGCUUGAAUUGAACGUAACGAGCCUUCCAGAAGCGAAUACCAGUUGCUGCAAGCAAUAAUAAUGGAGUGGUGUGAUCACUGUGUGCGCUAUCAACAAACCAGAAUUGAACAAAUUCCCGACGUUUUCCCCAAGAAUUUCAACGGGUCUUGUAGUACUUGUGGGAAGGUUCUAUGGGACAUGAGUAUCGGCUUCUCCCAACAAAUUAAGAAUAACAGCAAAGGUUAUGACAGAAUGAAGAAAGUGAGAAAGGUCAAGGACAAUCCAAAAGUUGAGAAAUGUGUUGUAGUAGAUUCUAUGGAUGAAGAAGAUUAUUCUACGGAUGAAGAAGAUAACGAUGAUAAGGAGGAAGACAAAAGUAUCAAUUCUGAUAUCAACUGAAGAUUGAUGAGGCAUGUAGCUCACAUGUGACAUACCAAGAUCUUAUCAGAACAAUGUUCUUCAGAUUUUAAUUUUCCAACUUUUAUGGUCAAAAUUCAAAUGUCUCUCUUUCAUUGAAACCUCAUUCAUUCGAUUCAUGAGGCCCCAUAGUUCCUGGUUGUUUUGUUAUUUGGCAUUCAUUUUUUUAAUAAAAAUAGAGCUUUCUAUUAAAAACAAAAGAAAGA